Molecule: messenger RNA, 915 nt
Organism: Striga asiatica
Lineage: Eukaryota; Viridiplantae; Streptophyta; Magnoliopsida; Lamiales; Orobanchaceae
Source: the annotation of a GenBank genome assembly
AUGCAGCACAACGACGGAGGAGCAGCGGCAGCGGCCAAUACGGACGCCGCUCCCACGAAGCGGACGCGUCGGCCUAGCGUUAGACUGCAUGAGCCAUAUUACGAGAAUCUCCCUGGCCAACGCAAGCUGCAUCGUCAACUGAACCCUAUCAAGAAACUUUCCGAAGGAGUCAAGAAACCCAGAAGUGUGAGGACCCAGCUCGCGAAGAACCAGAAGAAUGAUGGCCCAAUUAAUGCCGGUACAGGUGAGAAAUUGGGGAAUUUCAAUUGCGAUGAUGAUGUGGCUAUUGGGAAUUGGAGGAAUUUCAACACCUCCAAUCGGGAUAGGGAUUUCAAACGGAAGCGGGUUAGGCCCUCCGAUUCCGAGAAAUUUGUUUCCCGAAAAUCUCGCAGAGUGGGAGUUGAGGAAAAUCAGAAUUUCCAAUUGUCUAGUGAUGGUGAGAGUGAAAAACAAGGAGAAGAAGAGGAGGAGGAGGAGGUAGAAGAAGAAGAAGAGGAAGAAGAAAAUGGUGAAGAUACCAAUAACAAUUUGGUAGUAGAAAACACUGACCUGUCUACCCCUAAUUCAUCUUCUGGUGGUCACGAUGAUGGAUAUGAUAAUUUGAGUGGUGAUGACAACAAUGUGAAUAACAAAAAGGGAUUCAAGAGGAGGGGUUACAAGAAUAGUUUGGAUUCAACUGAAAUAGCAAGGGGUGUUAGGACUACAGAAGGGGAAAGGAAUGUGAAUGGUGUGAGGGCAUGGUUAACUGAACUAGGGUUACAAAAGUACACUCCCUUGUUUGAGAUCCAUGAGGUGGAUGAUGAGGUGUUAGCACUCUUGACUCUCGAUGAUCUCAAGGAUAUGGGGAUUAGUGCAGUCGGGUCACGGAGGAAAAUGUAUUCUUCCAUCCAGAAGCUGGUUAAACGGGGUUCGUGA